GGCUACGCCAUUUCCAUUCAGUUUCCACCCUUUCCCGCCACAAUCUACUUUAUCGUCCACCACUCUCACUCUCCACCGCCGCCCCAACCGGUGGUGAAACGUUAGUGCAGUGAGCUACUUUUCAGUUAUGCGUGGAAUGGUGAAGAGAAUAAGGAAGAAGAUAGCGUGGAUGGGUGAGUUUGGUGCUAAAAUGUGCUGAGGUUCACUUGUAGGUCGGUCAAGAUAUAUAUUCUUCAUAAUGGGAUUUCAAAGUCAAGUAGAGAAAGCCAAAAAUCUCCUCAGGACCAGGCUCUGUAACCCUAAUUUCAUCAUCAAGCCUCUCUCUGAUUCUCCUGACAGCAACUAUUGCAAAUUGAAGUUCACAAUAUCAAGCUCAAUCACAGAGGCAUGCAACAAUUCAAUUCUGCUUGUUGGCCCACGUGGUUCUGGAAAAAUUGCAGUGUUGGAGCUUGCUCUCAAUGAUUUACUGCAAGAGUAUCCUGACACGAUAUCCUUAAUAAGAUUGAAUGGGCUGUUGCAUAGUGAUGAAAAUUGUGCCUUUAAGGAAAUUGCCAAACAGCUAUGCUUGGAGCAUCACUUGCUGUUUUCAAAAAUGUCAUCAUUUGAUGAUAACUCCCAGUUCAUGAUAGCUAUGUUACGGGAGUGUGGAUUAGCGCAUAAAACAAUUAUUUUCACACUUGAUGAGUUUGAUCAAUUUGCACAGGGAAAACAGCGAUUACUUUAUAGCUUGCUGGAUGCAAUGAAUACAGUAACUUCACAAGCUGUUGUCAUUGGUGUGAGUUGCCGACUGGAUGUUGAUCAGCUUUUGGAGAAAAGAAUAAGAUCUCGUUUUUCACAUAGAAAGCUGUUGUUUCUUCCUCCAUCCAAGGAAGAUGUACAAAGAUUGUUGGAGCACGUGUUUUCUUUGCCAACAGACUCAAGUUUUCCUCAUGAUUAUGCUGCUCAAUUCAAUGGAAAGCUUCAAAAUCUUUUGGCAGAUGACAGAUUUAAAGAAAUUAUUAGUAGUUAUUUAGAUUUGAAUUCCACCAUCAACCAUUUGGUGAGAUUUCUGUUUAUUGUUGUCUCUUUAUGGGAAUCAAAGUCUGGCUUCCUAUCACUUGAGAACUUCAAAAGUGCACUUUCAAGCAUUCAAAGGCAGCCGAAGCAGGAAUGCAUAAAAGACUGCUCAAUAUUAGAACUCUAUAUCCUUGUAUGCAUGAAGCGGUUGGAGGUUAAAGAGCAAAAUUCAUAUAACUUCAAUUCUGUAAUGAAAGAGUACAGAAGCGUUCAUGAUUCAUUCCAAACAUCUGACUAUUAUGCAUGGGAUGUAUGCUUACGGUCAUUCGAACGCCUCAUACAACGUGAAUUAAUUUGUUUCACGGACAACAGAGCUCACGGUCAAUCUGUUGAAUUUCGUCCAGUGAAGCUUCUAGUCUCAUAUGUUGAACUACAAGGGGGGCUGAAAUCAUAUCGUUCUUGUCCUAUCAUUCUUCAAAAAUUAAUGGAUCAUUAAAAUAGGAAGGGCGUCAGGAAACAACAUCAAUGGUUGAUUAGCUUCUUCAUGUAUAGAUGACCAGAGAAUUGUGGAAUUCACCUCUGCUGACUCUAUCACAAUGACUGCUCCAAUUUUCCCUGCCGCCACUGCUGGCAGAAAGCCAGUUUCAUAGACAAUAUCCGCCUUACAUAUUGUUAUUUAUCUCGCAGCUUCCCCUUGUAUUACUACUAAGUACUAUUGAGGAUCAUGAAUUUCUUAAUCCUUUAUGUGCAAACAAAAUUUUCACCCUCCA
Molecule: messenger RNA, 1766 nt
Organism: Hevea brasiliensis (rubber tree)
Lineage: Eukaryota; Viridiplantae; Streptophyta; Magnoliopsida; Malpighiales; Euphorbiaceae
Product: origin of replication complex subunit 4
Exons: 17
Coding region: 239-1492 (417 amino acids)
Biological process (GO): DNA replication initiation; DNA replication
Cellular component (GO): nuclear origin of replication recognition complex; nucleus
Molecular function (GO): ATP binding; DNA replication origin binding; ATP hydrolysis activity
Source: RefSeq, a predicted model, not a curated record